Molecule: messenger RNA, 819 nt
Organism: Linderina pennispora
Lineage: Eukaryota; Fungi; Kickxellomycota; Kickxellomycetes; Kickxellales; Kickxellaceae
Exons: 1
Coding region: 1-819 (272 amino acids)
Source: RefSeq, a predicted model, not a curated record
AUGUUUUUGUCCGCCGAGUAUCCAAAGACGUGGCCGGAGAGACGUGGGUCACCCCAUCAAAGAAGUCGUCGGUCUAUCCAGCCCGAUGGAUGUGCUGAUGCCUCGCCGAUGUUCGCCACAAACACUGGCGAUUACUGGUGCAAUUCCUUGAAAAUGGACGCAGUUGGAGGGACAAACUGCUCCAUGCCAUUUGGUACCGCAUACGGGUCUGUCAACAACACUCUAGCCAUGGUGGCCUUAUAUAGCCACUCUGCCGUCUAUGGUGACGAUUUUUGUGGGGGCAGUGACCAGUUCCACUACUACACCCUACUUGCAAACUAUACUGCAUUUGCCUCGGGAGUGCUUGAGCGCCCGAUUAGCGUCUUCUCAGGCAAAGCAAACCCGUUGGUGACCCGCAGUCCAGUCUAUUCAGUGUACGUUCCGCGUUAUCAUAGUGUCGAGGGCGUGAACGUUAUCGGGGGGAACCAGUUCGUCCGACAAGGUAGCACCAGCACCAGCACCAGCACUAGCCCUAGCACCUUCACUGACUCGACGCCGACGAUCCAGGCGUCUCAAGAAAAUCAAAAAGUGAAUGGCAAGCUGACAAAAUCCGAGAUAAUCGGGCUGGCAGUGGGUGUCCCUGUCGCUUCAGUUGUGCUGGUUGUCGCGUUUAUAUUCCUCUAUAGGUGGUGGAAAAAACGGCAUACUUUUGAAGCGCAGUGGGAGCCGGAUGAUACGAGCAUGCUUCAGCGCCGAUCUGUUCCAAUGAACCAGGUUGGAUAUACCGGAAGAGCUGAGGAUUCCAGUCCAACCUACAAUGCGCUGCAAUUCAGGUCCUAG